This is a messenger RNA of Melampsora larici-populina 98AG31, 1460 nucleotides long. RefSeq lists its product as uncharacterized. NCBI's taxonomy places the organism in Eukaryota, Fungi, Basidiomycota, Pucciniomycetes, Pucciniales, Melampsoraceae. The transcript is spliced from 4 exons. The record is from RefSeq and is a predicted model, not a curated record. The coding region runs from base 122 to 850 and encodes 242 amino acids.
CUUUCUUGAAAAACAACAACAACAAAAACUUAUAAUUAUAUAAAUUUAUAAAUCGAAAAACCAAUCAACUAUUUAUCAACAAGUAGAACCACUCUCAAAACCUAAUCAAAACCAAUCCAGAAUGUCAAACACAGAUCAAUUAUCAACUCCAUCCUUAUCAUCAUCAUCAUCAACGACUUCAUCAAGACCUUCAUCUCCAAGCUUAUCAACCAACUUAUCAUCAUCAUCAUCCAUCUCACCCGUUCAAAUCAUUAAUAAACCGAUCAUCAAAACACUCGAUUUGAAUUCUUACUUUUCAGAUUUAGAUGGUGAAGAAGAUUAUAAUAAUACAGAUGAGUUGUCUAAAUUUAAAGCUAGUACUAAUCAUUCAUCAAAGUAUAAAUCAAAGACUUCUAAUUUUAUUCAAUUUGAUCAAAUUGAAACUCUUAAUGGAAAAACCAAAGAAAAGUUUGGAAUCGAAAUCGGUUUAGAUAAACUAGAAGAAAUCAUUCCAUCAUCCAAUUCCAAUUCCAAACCAUCCUCAUCCUCAUCCUCAGAAACCUUUUCAUCCUCAUCCUCAUUAUCAUUAUCAUCAGGAGAAGAGGAAGAAGAUGAAGAAGAAGAAGAAGAUGAAGAAGACCAAGAAUGGGUUCAAACCCAAUGGAAAGCCUUAGUAGAAAAACAAAAGAUCAGAGAAAAAGAAAUCAGGAAACUGAUCUUGUCUCGUCAAGUUUUAAACCCACUUGAUUUGAAAGAAUGGUUAGACUCAGAUCAAACUUGUGAUCUACCGGCUCUAAGUCUUGGGGUUUUAUUAAGGAUGGAUCCAAUGGCUUCUAGUAGUCAUCAAAUGACGACGAUCUCGAAAUACUAAUUUCAUUGAUCAUCAACAUCCAAACCUGAUCAAGUUUUAUCUUUUGGCAAGUAAAGGAAUUAGUUUUGAGUAUCUUGAAAAGAAUUGGUUUUUUUUUGCAAAAUGGUUUGGGUGAUGAAUUGGUUUUUAUGUUUUUUGAAAAGUAUGAAUGAAGUAAAAUGAAGUAAAAUGAUUGAAUGAUUGAAAGAUUGUGAUGGAAAAUAAAUAAAUGAAUUAUUAAUUGAUUGAAAAGCUUGUGAUAGAAAAUAAAUGAAUGAUCUUCUCUUUUUUUGAUUCUAGAAAUUUCAAAACUCUUUUUCCUCAAUUUUUUUUGUGUUGGUUAAAAGAAGAAGGUAAAAGGAAAAAAUAUUUUUAUAGAUUUGAUUUAAACAUAUAUAUAAAAUUACUAAAGAAAGACAAAUUUAAAAGAUGUGGUUAUGAAUUGGCUUGAUCUUGAUUUUGAUUAUUUUUAACUUCUCUUGAUUUUUUUUCUUUUUCUUUUUAAUUUCAUAGAUAGGGAUUCAUGAAAACCAAAGUUGUUUUUCUUUUUUUGUUUUCUAUUUCAUUUUUUAAUGCUUCAUGAAGUUUUGGACUGAUUUUUUCAUAUGACUUGAAUAUAAUAAACUUAAUU